AUGAAUGUCAAUCAGUGCAUUGUACUCAACAGCAAAGAUGAAAACACAAUUUUUUCCGAGCCCGCCCAGGACCCUGUCCCCCAAUCACAGCCCGCCCAGGGCCCUGUCCCCCAAUCACAGCCCGCCCAGGACCCUGUCCCCCAAUCACAGAUCGCCCAGGGCCCUGUCCCCCAAUCACAGCCCGCCCAGGACCCUGUCCCCCAAUCACAGAUCGCCCAGGGCCCUGUCCCCCAAUCACAGAUCGCCCAGGGCCCUGUCCCCCAAUCACAGAUCGCCCAGGGCCCUGUCUCUCAAUCACAGCCCGCCCUGUACCCUGUCCCCCAAUCACAGCCCGCCCUCCCGCCCAGGACCCUGUCCCCCAAUCACAGCCCGCCCAGGACCCUGUCCCCCAAUCACAGCCCGCCCAGGGCCCUGUCCCCCAAUCACAGAUCGCCCAGGGCCCUGUCCCCCAAUCACAGAUCGCCCAGGCCCACCCAGGACCCUGUCCCCCAAUCACAGAUCGCCCAGGGCCCUGUCUCCCAAUCACAGCCCGCCCUGUACCCUGUCCCCCAAUCACAGCCCGCCCAGGACCCUGUCCCCCAAUCACAGCCCGCCCAGGACCCUGUCCCCCAAUCACAGCCCGCCCAGGACCCUGUCCCCCAAUCACAGAUCGCCCAGGGCCCUGUCCCCCAAUCACAGAUCGCCCAGGGCCCUGUCUCUCAAUCACAGCCCGCCCUGUACCCUGUCCCCCAAUCACAGAUCGCCCAGGGCCCUGUCCCCCAAUCACAGCCCGCCCAGGGCCCUGUCUCUCAAUCACAGCCCGCCCUGUACCCUGUCCCCCAAUCACAGAUCGCCCAGGGCCCUGUCCCCCAAUCACAGCCCGCCCAGGGCCCUGUCUCUCAAUCACAGCCCGCCCUGUACCCUGUCCCCCAAUCACAGAUCGCCCAGGGCCCUGUCCCCCAAUCACAGCCCGCCCAGGGCCCUGUCUCCCAAUCACAGCCCGCCCAGGGCCCUGUCUCCCAAUCACAGCCCGCCCUGUACCCUGUCCCCCAAUCACAGCCCGACCAGGACCCUGUCCCCCAAUCACAGCCCGCCCAGGGCCCUGUCCCCCAAUCACAGCCCGCCCUCCCGCCCAGGACCCUGUCCCCCAAUCACAGCCCGCCCAGGACCCUGUCCCCCAAUCACAGCCCGCCCAGGACCCUGUCCCCCAAUCACAGCCCGCCCAGGACCCUGUCCCCCAAUCACAGCCCGCCCAGGACCCUGUCCCCCAAUCACAGCCCGCCCAGGACCCUGUCCCCCAAUCACAGAUCGCCCAGGGCCCUGUCCCCCAAUCACAGAUCGCCCAGGGCCCUGUCUCUCAAUCACAGCCCGCCCUGUACCCUGUCCCCCAAUCACAGAUCGCCCAGGGCCCUGUCCCCCAAUCACAGCCCGCCCAGGGCCCUGUCUCUCAAUCACAGCCCGCCCUGUACCCUGUCCCCCAAUCACAGAUCGCCCAGGGCCCUGUCCCCCAAUCACAGCCCGCCCAGGGCCCUGUCUCCCAAUCACAGCCCGCCCAGGGCCCUGUCUCCCAAUCACAGCCCGCCCUGUACCCUGUCCCCCAAUCACAGCCCGACCAGGACCCUGUCCCCCAAUCACAGCCCGCCCAGGGCCCUCCCGCCCAGGACCCUGUCCCCCAAUCACAGCCCGCCCAGGACCCUGUCCCCCAAUCACAGAUCGCCCAGGGCCCUGUCCCCCAAUCACAGCCCGCCCAGGACCCUGUCUCCCAAUCACAGCCCGCCCUGUACCCUGUCCCCCAAUCACAGCCCACCCAGGACCCUGUCCCCCAAUCACAGCCCAGCAGGUCCCACACCCAGCCAAUCCCCAGCCAACACCCACCUAACCCGCACCCACCUCCUAGCUGGACAUAAAUAUUGCUGA
This is a messenger RNA of Conger conger (European conger), 1896 nucleotides long. RefSeq lists its product as uncharacterized. The transcript has 6 exons. The coding region runs from base 1 to 1896 and encodes 631 amino acids. NCBI's taxonomy places the organism in Eukaryota, Metazoa, Chordata, Actinopteri, Anguilliformes, Congridae. The record is from RefSeq and is a predicted model, not a curated record.